Messenger RNA from Acipenser ruthenus (sterlet), 5490 nucleotides. Its product is annotated as non-receptor tyrosine-protein kinase TYK2-like. Gene Ontology annotation, cellular component: cytosol; membrane; cytoskeleton. The transcript is spliced from 24 exons. Bases 402 to 3980 code for a protein of 1192 amino acids. Gene Ontology annotation, molecular function: non-membrane spanning protein tyrosine kinase activity; ATP binding; cytokine receptor binding. The record is from RefSeq and is a predicted model, not a curated record. Gene Ontology annotation, biological process: intracellular signal transduction; cytokine-mediated signaling pathway; cell differentiation. NCBI's taxonomy places the organism in Eukaryota, Metazoa, Chordata, Actinopteri, Acipenseriformes, Acipenseridae.
GGCUCGUGGUGGGUGUUCCGCCCGCCCCCUCUCGUUUCUCUCGGACUGAAGACUUCUCGGCUCGUUCGUCAGUCGCCUGUCAGCGAUACUGGCAGGAGGUGGUUGGAUGAAACGAGCUUCGGUUACCGUGGGCGUUGCUUUUUUUUUUUUUGAGAGCGAAAACAAAACAACAACACCACAAAAUUACAAAAAAAAACCCCAAAUGACAGACGUUUACCUGGUCGUUGUGGGUCAGUAUUAUCAGAGUUUAUUAUUUAGCUGGUCGUUUGUUUGAGCGAAGCAGUCGUUCAAAUUGUGGCUGUGUAAAGAAAUGGUGUCGGACAUUUAACUGAAAAAAAAAAAUCUACAGCGGCGACGUGACAGAACACGACAAGGUUGCUCACUGAUGUAAAAGCUGGAAGAUGUCACUGUGCCGGAGUUUGCUUAAACACAGCGACUCCUAUGCGGGGAGCUGCCAGACCGAGUCUGGGCCGGUGAUCCGUGUGCUUCUAUACUGGACCCUGGAGGGAAGGGAGCAGCACCUCACCUACACGGAGGGGAAGCGCACCGCCGAGGACAUUUGCAUCGACUCUGCCAAACUCAGCGGUAUCACUCCCCUUUUCCACAGCCUGUUCGCACUCUACCAUCCAGAGGAGAAGCGCUGGUUCAGCCCCAACCAUGAAUUUGCAGUGAAAAAUGAAGUAAACCUGAUUCUACAUUACCGCAUGAGGUUUUAUUUCCGGAACUGGCAUGGCAUGACAGAUAAAGAAGCAGCGGUGUAUAGAUCCGCUUUCAAACACUAUGAUUCCAGCGGAGGCAAAGGGAAGAGCGAGCAGGGGAGCCCUCUGCUGGAUCAGCAUUCCCUGGAGUAUCUCUUUGCACAGGGAAAGCAUGAUUUCAUCCAUGACGUGGUGUCCAUGAAGGAUCUCCACACUGAUGCCGAGCUGCACAAGUUUAAGAACGAGAGUUUGGGGAUGGCCGUGCUGCACCUGUCUCACCUUGCUGUCCUGUCCGGCCGCUCGCUGGAGGAAGUGACCAAAGAAAUCAGCUUCAUGCGCUGCAUCCCCAAAUCGUUUUGCCGGCAGAUUCAUCAAAACAACUACCUAACGAAGCUCCGCAUCAGGACUGUGUUCAGUAAAUUUGUGAAGGGCUUCAACUUGCACACAGUCAGCACGGGGAAGCUGACCCUGCAGGACAUCAUGUACAAGUACCUGUCCACGUUAGAGAGCCUGGCCCCCGGCAUCGGGUGCGAAGAGUUCCAGACCACGUCUCUGGACAUCCAGUCUGAGGGAGAGAGAGCCAACUUCUACGUGAAGGAUUUCUGGAGUCUGGGAAACCUGGAACCGGAAUGCAGCAUGAUACAGGGGAGCUCUCCGUCCCAUGUGGUGAUUGUGUCGGGAACUGAAGGAAUUCGAUGGAGAGAAAUAAGAAAAGGAGAAGGAGAGCCCGUAGAGAGCUGCGGCAACAGGAACUACUUUGCGAAAAGCAAAAAGCAGAAAGGGAAGAAGCAGCAGCCGCUCCCUGUGCAGCCUGCGGAGCGCAGCGAGCCACGCUGGUCCUUCUUCUGCGACUUCCCCGAGAUCACGCACAUGGUCGUGAAUGGAUUCAGAGUCAGCGUGAGCCGGCAGGACAACAAGUCGCUGGAGCUGGCUCUGAGGUCCAGCGCAGAGGCGCUGUCUUUCGCUUCGCUGGUAGACGGCUACUUUCGGUUGACGGCUGAUUUUCACCAUUACCUGUGCCAGGAGGUAGCUCCUCCCAGGGUAGUGCUGAGCAACGCCAGUGGCAUCCAUGGACCCAUGCAGGAAGAGUUCGCCAUUCAGAAACUGAAGAAGGAAGAAAAAGAAUUGGGCUUGUUCAUUGUCCGAUGGAGCGCUCAGGAUUUUCACAGAAUAAUCCUGACGGUGCUAAAUAGAUCGGAGAACAAUCAGACUGUCCAGCUGCACAAGCAGUUCCGCAUCCAGCAGAGGGGGAACCUGUAUUUUCUGGAAGGGUGGGAGAAAGAAUUCGAAAGCGUGAAGGAGCUGACUCGUAACCUGAAGACAUGCGUCCUCAAGUCCGGGGACGAGAGCUUUGUUGUGAAGAAGUGCUGCCUGCCAAAGUCAGGAGAAAUCUCCAAUUUGAUUGUGGUGCGGAGGUCUCCAGGCAGCAGUGUCCGACCCAUAUCGGGCUCUCUCAACCUGAGCCAGCUGAGUUUCCACCAGAUUCGCAAGGAGGAGAUAACCCAGGAAAGUCACUUGGGCAGAGGAACGAGGACGAACAUCUACACCGGGAAGCUCCACGUCUGUGGAACGGACUCGAACGAGGAUGGGUACGAGUGGAACAAUAAUAACAGCAGCACGAAAAUCCGAGUGGUGCUGAAAACAUUGGAUGAGAGCCACAAGGACAUAGCCCUGGCCUUUUUUGAAACAGCCAGUUUGAUGAGUCAGGUUUCGCACAUUCACUUCGUGUUUGUUCACGGAGUCUGUGUCAAGGGAUCUGAAAAUAUUAUGGUCGAAGAGUACGUGGAAUUUGGGCCCCUGGAUGUCUUCUUGAGGAAAGAGAAAGGGAGGGUGACACCGCAGUGGAAGUUUACAGUGGCCAAGCAGCUGGCCAGCGCUUUGAGCUACUUGGAGAACAAAAAACUGGUGCAUGGAAAUGUGUGUGCGAAAAACAUCCUGGUGGUGAGGAAGGGGCUGGAGGAGAGCAGCUCUCCCUUCAUUAAACUCAGCGAUCCUGGGAUAAGCUUCACGGCUCUCUCCAAAGAAGAGCGCGUGGAGCGUAUCCCUUGGAUCGCCCCUGAAUGUGUUCAGAACGUCAAUCACUUAAGCAUCGCCGCAGACAAGUGGAGCUUCGGGACAACCUUGCUUGAGAUCUGCUAUAAUGGGGAUCUGCCACUGAACGAGACCACCCUGAACGAGAAAGAGCGGUUUUAUGAAGCCAAGUGCCACUUGCCGGAGCCGUCCUCGAAGGAGCUCGCCAGCUUCAUCAGCAAGUGUCUGAACUACGACCCGGCGGACCGGCCGUCCUUCAGAACCAUCCUCCGAGAACUCACCGAGCUCCAACAGAAGAACCCCGAUAUAUCUUCAAAGAGCGAUAUUCUACCCGAUGCAGAUCCCACAGUGUUCCUGAAGAGAUAUCUGAAAAAGAUAAGAGACCUGGGAGAGGGCCACUUCGGGAAGGUGACGCUGUACGUGUACGACCCUAACAACGACGGCACGGGGGAGUGCGUGGCUGUGAAAUCACUCAAGCAGGACUGCAGCACUCAGCUACAGGCGGGCUGGAUGCGAGAGAUCGAGAUCCUGAAAGCGCUCUAUCACAAGAACAUCGUCAAGUACAAGGGCUGCUGUAAUGAGCUCGGAGGGCAGGUUGUCCAGCUGGUCAUGGAAUAUCUUCCUCUUGGCAGCCUGAGAGAUUAUUUGCCGAAGCACCGCGUGGGUCUGGGGCAAAUCCUGUUUUUUGCACAGCAAGUCUGUGAGGGUAUGGAUUACCUGCACUCUAAGCGCUAUAUCCACAGAGACCUCGCUGCUAGAAAUAUCCUUGUGGAAAACGAGAACGUCGUGAAGAUCGGAGAUUUCGGACUCAGCAAAUACAUCCCUGAGAACGCAGACUACUACAGGGUCAAGGAAGACGGAGACAGCCCCGUGUUCUGGUAUGCAAUCGAGUGCCUGAGAGAAAGCAAGUUCUCCUUCGCGUCGGAUGUCUGGGCAUUCGGGGUGGCCCUGUUUGAGAUCCUGACCCACUGUGAUAACCGGCAGAGCCCCCCCGCAAAAUUCUUCGAGAUGAUCGGCAACAUGCAAGGGCAGAUGACUGUGAUGCGUCUCAUCGAGCUUCUGGACCGAAAACGCCGUUUGCCUUGUCCUAAAGACUGUCCGCACGAGGUUUAUUUGCUGAUGGAGAGAUGCUGGGAAAGCGAUCCUGCACACCGUCCGGCAUUCACAGAUCUCAUCUCAUCCGUGAAAGAAAUAGCCAAGCGGUAUCGCCAACCUGCCACUGUCAAGCUAAACCUGAUGAGCCAGCCCUGAGGGUCAGCACCAGUGGACGCCGUGCUCCGACUAAUUACAUCCCACCCCAGCAUGGGAACCACUGAAUCGACCGCCUUCACCAGUUGCCUGUUUUUUGUUUUUUUUUUGUUUGCAAAUCUAUGGACGAAAUGCCUUCAAAAGGCAGAUAUUUUUUUAUUUUUUUUUAUAUAUAUAUAUAUAUAUAGCGCAGCUAAUGUGGGUUGCCAUUGUAAAGGUGAACUAGUGUGAAGUGAGUGUUGUACUGCUUCAGAUGUUUUUAAACAUGCACAUCUGUUCGGGGGAAGUGAUGAUCAUGCCAUGGGACUGGAUAUGCUUGUCAGCUUUCCAGCUUGGAACUCCGAAGUGCUUUUUGAUUCUGUCUUGGAUUUUAAACUUCUUCCGUUCAUCAGUUUGGUGACUAGCUAAAUCGUGCCAGGUGGUCGCUUGCUGUAGGCUGGCUGAGCUCAGUGCUGUCGUGGUGUAGUCGGCUGCUUUUCAACUGAGAGUCUUGGGAACCCAGUCAGCCUGAUCUUGAAGCAUAAAACGAACAUCAAAAAAAGAGGAGCAAAAAUGUAAACCUCGAGGUAUAACGACUUGACUGCGCUUUCCCGUGAUCUGUGUGGCCGCCUAGCAAGGUUUUAAAACGUUAUUAAUAUUUUGCUCCUCUCUGGCACACACACACACAAAAAAGCCAUUGUCUUCAAAAAUCAUGCAAUGUUUGCCUUUCUGCUGGAGUGAAUGACCGCAAUCUCUUUGCAGCGAUCCUGACUGCAUGUUCAGUGCUAAUCCGGAAUAACAGGAAGAUCUCAACUGUAGCGCAGCACUUCAGAACAUAUGGAUAAACAAUACAGGGCACAUGCUUUCUCCUUCAUACAUUAUAAUUAAUCAAAGCAAGAAUCAAGUGCAAUGUGUGUGUAUAUAAAUAAAAUAUAUAUAUAUAUAUAUAUAUAUAUAUAUAUACUGUGUAUUAUGUAAUAUUAUACUGCCUAUUAUAGCAUCAUUUUCCUUUUUAAGCCAUGGUUGAUAAUAUUGUCUCUGUUAAACUGUGUUAAUGGCUAUGCAGAAAUUAAUUGUAUCUUGUUUUAAGCACGGACCUACAGCUGUUGUCAAAAGUUUUGCAUCACCUAGAAUUUUAGGAUUCAGACACAAUAGUAGUAAUUAAUAAUUUAAAAAAAAAACUACACAAACAUCAUUUAGAUCUUUUAUUUAACAUCAUGUAAUCAAAGAAACUACAAAAUGAUAUUCUAAAAAAAGUAUACUGGAAGCCAUCACAGUAGUACAGUAGUAUUUCAUGUUAGCUUUUGAAAGGUCACAUUUCAGUUGUUCGUUUAGUAUGUGGAAAACUACAAAGCGGUGUGCAGUUCAAUAUGUGAAGGUAACAUUAUUCAGCAGGUUUCAUUCGACUCUAAGAAGAAAAAUGUGUUAAUUCUAUGGGGUGAUACUAAACUUUUGUCCACAGCUGUGCAGCAUAAUGAAGCCUGUGGGGGGGGAAAACGUCUGUGUGUUUACUAUUAAAAAUCAUCAUGUCUGA